UCAACGCGGAAGUCGAUGCAGGAAGUGUUCAGUCUCGUGAAUGUCACCUGUUCUUGCUGGUGUUUCUUUGCUACAGAAACAUGAGCGCGUCGUUAGCGGUGCAGAGGUUAGCAGCCUUGAGCGGGGCUCUGGCGGUUACCGCCGGCGCUUAUGGAGCUCAUGGGUUCAGGCUGAGUAACAGAGAUGAGUACCAGAAAGAGCUCUACAGCACUGCCAACACCUACCAUUUCUACCACAGUCUGGCUCUUUUAGGAGCAUCUCGGUGCAGGAAGCCUGCUCUGGCUGGAGCAAUUCUCCUGACAGGCAUGGGCUGCUUCUGUGGUCCUCUCUACCACCAGGCUUUAACGGGUGAUCCCUCUUUCAGCAAACUGGCACCCAUCGGCGGUGUGCUUUUCAUUGUCGGCUGGCUUGCCAUGGCUGUCUGAGCUCUGACCUUUCUUUUCUUUUUCUUUUUCUUUUCUUUUUCUUUUCAUUUUCUUUUUUGCACAGCCUUCUGAUUGUUGACAAUUGCUUUCUGACAGGGGAGUGUUAAAACAGAGUGUUAAGAGCUGGAGAUGCAGAAUGGAGUUUUUCAGUCACACCUGUAAGAUGAUGAUAAAGCUUCAGAAUCACUAUUUUUACACGAGAAAAUUCCUUUAUACAGAAACAUCUCUCCGCGUGACAGAAGACAUCAGCUGCGUUCACGUUCCGGAGUGGCACAAAUCAUAAUUUUAUUUUUUUGCCUGUGAGAGUGACGUAUGUUUUUUAUUUGAUUUCUAUUUUUUUUCCGCCAGAGCUGCAAAUCUGAUCUUCACAAUCCAAUUUGAACCACUUUCAUUUGUAGUUCUAGAGCGGUUCCAUAUCCAGGACAUGGCCGCACUAUCUUCAUUCAUGUUUUUGAAUAAUAUCAUAUUACUUUCCACUGUUGGCUGCAUGCCAGCAAGAACUUAGUUCAGAAAUGUAUUGUGAUUUUAUAAAAACAACAGAAUAUCUUCUACAGUCUUUUUGCUUUUAUCCCCUAAUCAUGAACGGCCAAUUUGAUGCCUGUGAACCACUAAGUCAUAUAAUCUUUAAAUUUACUUGUUAAUUUCUCUAUUAUGGAUUAUCCAGGAAGUGUGAAGGUUUUUUGUGUUGUUCAGUUGUGGAUACUUUGGCUCCUGUAUGCGAUUUUGAUUUCAGAAAUGUUCCAUUUAUAAAUGUCCAAAAAUCAUCAGAACAUAUUAAAUCAAAUAAAUAAAUAAAUAAAUUGUA
Silurus meridionalis is the source of this 1230-nucleotide messenger RNA. RefSeq names its product transmembrane protein 256 (gene tmem256). The record is from RefSeq and is a predicted model, not a curated record. The transcript is spliced from 4 exons. Bases 81 to 425 code for a protein of 114 amino acids. Lineage: Eukaryota; Metazoa; Chordata; Actinopteri; Siluriformes; Siluridae.